ACCGCUACUCGUGGUUUGAAGGGUUGAUGGAACAUCGUGCUAGCGGUUACAACGCUGCGUCUGUUUAUGUAGGAAAUGAAAGUGUCAUGUUUCAGAUUAUACGAUGUUACAUUCGUGGAUGUAGCGUGUGUGUUUCUUGUGUCACAAUGUUGUUUUAUGUGUCUCUGUUGCAGUGAAGCCAGUCGGUACCUUGUAGAAGUCCUCGAGUCUGUCAAUCCCUCUGAGUUAGAAGAUGUUAUCGAGAAGGUCCUGGACGCUGUGGAAAAGCAGCCCCUGUCCUCCAGCAUGGUUGACCUGUCUGUAGUGGAGGUCGCAGUUCAGGAUUGUACUCAGUCCUGCGAUGAAACUAUAGAUAAUGUUUUCAACAUCAUCGGCGCAUUCGACGUUCCAAGAUACAUUUACAGCGUGGAGCGGAAGAAAUUUGUCCCACUAAGCAUGACGAACAACCCUGCGCCGAGUCUGUGCGGAAGGUCCAGGGAUAAGGCGGAACUGUUCCGGGAGCGCUACACAAUCCUGCAGCAGCGUACACAUCGCCAUGAGCUCUUCACUCCGCCUGCCAUUGGAACCGUUGUGGAAGAGGGUCAGAACAAAUUCCAGCUCAAGACAAUUGAAGCACUGCUUGGCAGCACCGCUAAACUGGGCGAGGUCAUCGUGCUGGGCAUGAUCACACAACUGAAAGAGGGCAAAUUCUACCUGGAGGACCUGAGUGGCACCGUGCAGUUGGACAUGUCCAAGGCACAGUUCCAUAACGGACUGUACACGGAAUCCUGCUUCGUCCUGGCAGAGGGAUGGUACGAGGACUCUGUCUUUCACGUCAAUGGGUUUGGUUUCCCACCAACAGAGCCUUCUUCAGCCACCAGAGCGUAUUACGGGAACUUGAACUUCUUCGGAGGCCCGUCCACCACCUCUGUGAAGGCCUCGGCCAAGCUCCAGCAGCUGGAGGAGGAGAACGAGGACGCCAUGUUCGUCUUUGUGUCGGACGUUUGGCUGGACAGCGUGGAAGUGAUGGAGAAGAUUAACCUCAUGUUCUCAGGCUACGCUGCCAUGCCGCCCACCUGUUUUAUUUUCUGUGGAAACUUCUCUUCCGUGCCGUAUGGGAAGAGACAAAUCAAGUCGCUGAAAGAGUCAUUAAAGGCUCUUGCUGAUCUCAUCUGUUCCCACCCAAACAUCCACAGCAGUAGUCGCUUUGUCUUUGUUCCCGGCCCGGAAGAUCCCGGUCCAGGCACCAUUUUGCCGAGGCCUCCGCUGGCAGAACACAUCACCGAGGAGUUCCGACAGAGAGUGCCCUUUUCUGUCUUCACCACCAACCCAUGCCGAAUCCAGUACUGCAGCCAGGAAAUCGUCAUCAUGAGAGAAGACCUGGUCAACAAGAUGUGCAGGAACUGCGUCCGGUUGCCAAACAAUAAUCUGGACAUUCCAAACCAUUUUGUCAAGACCAUCCUAUCGCAGGGUCACUUGACCCCUCUCCCCCUGUAUGUGAGUCCUGUGUACUGGGCGUAUGACUACUCCCUGCGCGUGUACCCCGUCCCAGAUGUCAUCGUCUUCGCAGACAAAUACGACCCCUUCAACAUCAGCGCUUCCGACUGCCUCUGCAUCAACCCGGGCUCAUUCCCAAGAAGCGGCUUCAAAUUUAAGGUGUACUACCCAUCCAACAGAUCGGUGGAGGACAGCAAACUGCAAGGACUUUGAAUUUAAAAUGGAGUAAUUAUUUUUAGGCAGUUAUGUGUAAAUGUUUUUUUUUUUUUUAAAUGUACUGUAGAACUUUGAACCAAUGUCAUGGCAUAAAUAAAGAUUUUAUUAUUUG
Molecule: messenger RNA, 1804 nt
Organism: Synchiropus splendidus (mandarinfish)
Lineage: Eukaryota; Metazoa; Chordata; Actinopteri; Syngnathiformes; Callionymidae
Gene: pole2
Product: polymerase (DNA directed), epsilon 2
Exons: 18
Coding region: 76-1689 (537 amino acids)
Biological process (GO): error-prone translesion synthesis; DNA-templated DNA replication
Cellular component (GO): epsilon DNA polymerase complex
Molecular function (GO): DNA binding
Source: RefSeq, a predicted model, not a curated record